CUCUUUUUCCAGAUCGAUCUGAACCAGUCAAUCAAUGCGCAGGGCCCCUUUGAUGUCAUCGUCCAUAAACUCUCUGAUGUCAUGGGGGAAGCGGAGCAUGACAGCCAGUCGCAGCAGCUGCUGGAACGAUUCGAGAGAUACACUGCGGGACACCCCCACACUGUGCUGCUGGACCCCCUCCCUGCAAUGAGACGCCUCCUCGAUCGCUUCACCUCCUACAGGAUCAUGGAAGGACUGCAGACUGCCAUCCCUGGUGAGUGGAUCUGCAGCCCCCCCUACAUGGAGAUUAACUCGACAGAGCUGAGUGAGAAACAGCUGGACAGAGCUCAGCGCACCCUGCCCUUCCCUAUCAUUUGCAAAACACGAGUGGCCCACGGAUCGAGCUCUCACGAGAUGUCUCUGAUCUUCGGCCCGGCUGGCCUGUGGGAUGCUCGCCCCCCCUGCGUGCUGCAGAGCUUCAUCAAUCACAGCGCCGUGCUGCACAAGGUCUUUGUGGUGGGAGGGGCUCACUUCAUUGUGGAGAGACCCUCGCUCAAGAACUUCCCUCGGGGGCAGUCCGAUAGGAAGACAAUCUUCUUCAACAGUCAUGAUGUAUCCAAGCCGGAGUCCUCCUCACACCUGACUGCGCUGGACGAGGAGGCCGCGCUGCCCCGACCCCCCUGCGAUGAUGUCAUUGCUGCCAUAGUAACGAAGUUGAGGGCGGAGCUGGGGAUAUCCCUGUUCGGAGUGGAUGUGAUCGUCAACACUGAGACAGGGAAGCACACUGUGAUUGACAUUAACAUCUUCCCAGGGUACGAAGGGGUCCCCCAAUUCUUCUCUGCACUGCUGAACCACAUCGAGGCUCUUCUGCAGGAGAAGGGAGGGGCCUGUGAGACCAGGGGCUCUUCUGACUAUCCAGGCCAGGGAGGGGAGGUGGAGAUGAGGGGAGGUGCAGCGUGUCACAGGACCCUCACUUCUGAAAACGGGCCUCAUACCAACCAUGCCCCCCAGCGCUAGCACCCUGAUCGAGGGCAUGAGCCUCACUGCAGCACAAUGGCAUAUUCACAAGAAACUCCUCAGGGCAUCAGAUGAUUCUUUGGGGUUAGGUAUAGGGUUAGGUUUAGGUAUAGGGU
Messenger RNA from Polyodon spathula (Mississippi paddlefish), 1112 nucleotides. Its product is annotated as inositol-tetrakisphosphate 1-kinase-like. The annotation marks the transcript as partial. Lineage: Eukaryota; Metazoa; Chordata; Actinopteri; Acipenseriformes; Polyodontidae. The record is from RefSeq and is a predicted model, not a curated record. Gene Ontology annotation, biological process: inositol trisphosphate metabolic process. Gene Ontology annotation, cellular component: cytoplasm. Gene Ontology annotation, molecular function: inositol-3,4,5,6-tetrakisphosphate 1-kinase activity; inositol-1,3,4-trisphosphate 5-kinase activity; ATP binding. The transcript is spliced from 8 exons.